Molecule: messenger RNA, 8234 nt
Organism: Coregonus sp. 'balchen'
Lineage: Eukaryota; Metazoa; Chordata; Actinopteri; Salmoniformes; Salmonidae
Source: the annotation of a GenBank genome assembly
GGUCAUAUUACACAUGCUACAAAUAUCCCUGGAGUGACAUUACAGUCAGGAUAUCAUAAAGCACGCACUCUAACGGCACGACCAGGAACACCCGGCAUUAUCUAAAGUAAUGGAUCAAGGUAAAAUAACAAGGUUUCUUUAGUGUGUAUCUAUGGUGUAUAGAAAAAUCAAAAUGUAUUCUGGUUUACUCAUGGAAACACUCCAUGAGUGUUUGACAGGUUGGUGGACAGGUUGUUAAACAAUUGAAAUUGCAUAUUUUUGCAAUUAAAUACCAUCAGCAGAAAAUAAACUUGACAUUUGGGAACCUGUUGCUGAUUAACAUAGAUUUAUAAGUAAUAUAAAAAAAUCACUGCUUGUUAGAAAUCCACAUUUUUACAUGUUAUACUGUACAUUAUUACUUAGGAAAAUGGUCUUCAUGAGAUUGAAAUGUGUUUUUAAUUGACUUCUUUCACAGCCUUGGAUAUAGAGCGAUGUGAUGUGGAGAGUAGGAUCAACAAUACUACUCACCACACUGACCAAAAUGGGCUUGACCGGCUGAUAGUUAGAAGGGGCCUGCCCUUCACCAUCACUUUGCACCUCAAAUCUGGGAGUCAGUUCCAAGCAGGCAUCAGCACAUUCAGGUUCAUAGCAGAGACAGGUACAGUACUGUGGACACGAUAGAAAGACCUCAUUAGUUGGGGAACAUUCAGUAUAUCGUCAGCAAAACUGUAUGUAUAUGAAUUUAUAUUCAUUAAUAUGAAUUUACAUUUACAGUGGGGUCCGAAAUUAUUGACACCCUUGAUAAAGAUGAGUAAAAAUUAUAUAAUAAAGAAUUCUAAUAAUUCAAAUUGUCCAUUUAAAUUUAUUGGAUUCCUAUAAAAAAUUAGCAAUGGCCAUCUCAGUCUCCGGACUUGAAACCCAUUGAACACCUGUGGUUUGAAUUGAAGAGGGCAGUCCAUAAGAGCAAACAAAGAAUAUCAAGGAUCUGGAAAGAUUCUGUAAUAAAGUCCCAAAGGAUUCAGUUGAUAAAAUCCUCAAACCUUCCCAAUGUGUUCUCCAACUCAUAAAACAAUUUAGAAAAAGGCUCAGUGCCGUUAUCCCUGCAAGGUGAGGUAUUGAAAGGGAUUGAAUACAGGGGUGUCAAUAAUUUUUACACCUACCUUUUUGAGAAAAAACUAAAUCUCUUUCUCUCAGCAAUUGUAUUAGUAUAAAAUCAUAUAAUUUCCCAAUUUAUUUUAGCAUACAAUAUAGCUCAGUAUUUGAAUUAUUUAUUAUAUAAUUUUUGCUCAUCUUUAUCAAGGGUGUCAAUAAUUUCGGACCCCACUGUAAAUGUAAAUUCAUAUACAUGCAUGUAAAUUCACAUACAUACAGUUUUGCUGACAAAAUACUGAAUUUUCAAGCAAGGAUUCCCCAACUAUCUGAUAUGGUGGGUGUCAAAAUCCUCUUUCUUGUGCUUUUUGAAGUGGAAUGACCCAAGUGUCAAUCAUUUCAGACCCUACUGAAUGUCUUCGGCAUCGAGGGGACAUAAAGACAUAAUUGUUCUUUAUGUCUUUCAACAGGGCCGUUACCUAGAGAGCAAUCAGGCACCAAGUCUACCUUCAGCCUGACUGACACCGCAUCAAAGACAGACUGGAGUGCGUCCACUACUAGUCCCACUGGGAAUGUAGUCUCUCUGUCUGUGUCCUCCCCUCCUGAUGUCCCCAUUGGACUGUACUCCUUGACCUUGGACCAGGGCCAGAAGGUCAAACUGGGGGAGUUUGUACUGCUGUUCAAUCCCUGGUGUGCCAGUAAGUCAGAGUGUUUCUUUCAUCUGUCACUAUCAUUAGACCAGGGAGCUCUGUAACAGAUCUCAUCUGUAAUCCGCUUGUCUAUUUUUCUUGGCUACAGAGGAUGCAGUUUACAUGGAGGAAGAGAGAGACAGGCAGGAGUAUGUGUUAUCCCAGGCUGGUCUCAUCUACAAAGGCACAACGAAACGAUUCAAAGCUUCCCCAUGGACGUUUGGCCAGGUAUGUUGUGGAGCUUCCACAGAAUAAUACAUUAUAUAAUGUAGCAUGCAUUAUUGGAAUCUGAAUUAGUGGAACUAUGUAAAGUAUGACAAGCCAGGAUGAAUGUAUAUUUAUCCCUGUCUUCUGGUUCUCACUCUGCAGUUUGAGCCUGGGAUGCUGGACAUCUGUCUGAAACUCCUGGAUGAGAAUCCUAAAUACACGUUAGAUGCAGAUGCAGACUGUUCUGGAAGGAGAAACCCAGUUUAUGUGACUAGGGUGAUCAGUGCCAUGGUAAGUGUGAGCAAUGAAGUACCAGGAUUUGUCUGUGCUCAGACUAAACAUUAGGCACUAUUGACUGCAAUACAUCAUUAUAAGAAAGUAAUGGUUUUUAUCCUUGUGUGUCAGAUCAACAGUAAUGAUGACAAAGGUGUGCUAGUGGGCAACUGGUCAGGUGACUAUGAUGAUGGCGUGAGACCCUCUCACUGGACAGACAGUGUUGCCAUACUACAUCAGUGGGCUGAUAACUGCUGCCAGAGGGUUCGCUAUGGCCAGUGUUGGGUGUUUGCUGCAGUAGCAUGCACAGGUAAAAGCAAAAUAACUUUGUUCAGUUCCAUUGUUUAUGGGACUUUUUCAAUGGCGAAGCAAUAUAUACAGUACCAGUCAAAGGUUUGGACACACCUACUCAUUCCAGGGUUUUUCUUUAUUUUUACUAUUUUCUACAUUGUAGAAUAAUAGUGAAGACAUCAAAACUAUGAAAUAACACAUAUGGAAUCAUGUAGUAACCAAAAAAGUGUUAAACAAAUCAAAAUAUAUUUUACAUUUGAGAUUUGAGAUUCUUCAAAGUAGCCACCCUUUGCCUUGAUGACAGCUUUGCACACUCUUGGCAUUCUCUCAACCAGCUUCAUUAGGUAGUCACCUGGAAGGCAUUUCAAUGAACAGGUGUGCCUUGUUAAAAGUGAAUUUGUGGAAUUUCUUUCUUUCUUAAUGCAUUUGAGCCAAUCAGUUGUGUUGUGACAAGGUAGGGGGGGUUACAGAAGAUAGCCCUAUUUGGUAAAAGACCCAAGUCCAUAUUAUGGCAAGAACAGCUCAAAUAAGCAAAGAGAAAUGACAGUCCAUUACUUUAAGACAUGAAGGUCAAUCAAUCCAGAACAUUUCAAGAACUUUGAAAGUUUCUUCAAGUGCAGUCGCAAAAACCAUCAAGCGCUAUGAUGAAACUGGCUCUCAUGAGGACCGCCACAGGAAAGGAAGACCCAGAGUUACCUCUGCUGCAGAGGAUAAGUUCAUUAGAGUUACCAGCCUCAGAUAUUGCAGCCCAAAUAAAUGCUUCACAAGUUCAAGUAACAGACACAUCUCAACAUCAACUGUUCAGAGGAGACUGUGUGAAUCAGGCCUUCAUGGUCGAAUUGCUGCAAAGAAACCUCUACUAAAGGACACAAAUAAUAAGAAGAGACUUGCUUGGACCAAGAAACACGAGUAAUGGACAUUAGACUGGUGGAAAUCUGUCCUUUGGUCUGAUGAGUCCAAAUUUGAGAUUUUUGGUUCCAACCGCCGUGUCUUUGUGAGACGCAGAGUAGGUGAAUGGAUGAUCUCCGCAUGUGUGGUUCCCACUGUGAAGCAUGGAGGAGGAGUUGUGAUGGUGCUUUGCUGGUGACACUGUCAGUGAUUUAUUUAGAAUUCAAAACACACUUAACCAGCAUGGCUACCACAGCAUUCUGCAGCGAUACACCAUCCCAUCUGGUUUGCGCUUAGUGGGACUAUAAUUUGUUUUUCAACAGGACAAUGACCCAAAACACACCUCCAGGCUGUGUAAGGGCUAUUUGACCAAGGAGAGUGAUGGAGUGCUGCAUCAGAUGACCUGGCCUCCACAAUCACCCGACCUCAACCCAAUUGAGAUGGUUUGGGAUGAGAUGGACCGCAGAGUGAAGGAAAAGCAGCCAACAAGUGCUCAGCAUAUGUGGGAACUCCUUUAAGACUGUUGGAAAAGCAUUCCAGGUGAAGCUGGUUGAGAGAAUGCUAAGAGUGUGCAAAGCUGUCAUCAAGGCAAAGGGUGGCUACUUUGAAGAAUCUAAAAUCUAAAAUAUAUUUUGAUUUGUUUAACACUUUUUUGGUUACUACAUGAUUCCAUAUGUGUUAUUUCAUAGUUUUGAUAUCUUCACUAUUAUUCUACAAUGUAGAAAAUAGUAAAAAUAAAGAAAAACCCUGGAAUGAGUAGGUGUGUCCAAACUUUUGACUGGUACUGUACAUAAAAUAGUGAAUGUAUAUAUUUGUCUUGAUGCUGUAAGUACUAGAAUACAUAUUUUGUCUGGUUAUGAGGCAAGCGCUUUAACAAGAAAGAGGCAAUGGAUUAUUUAUAGUGCAUGACUUCAAUGGAAACUGUCAGGACUGUAAUCUGCAGCUACUUGUAAUAUCUUCAUUGCCUUUCUUUAAUUGCCAAGUGAUAUGAAGGUGCUGAUGUUUGACUUCUUCUGUCCACAAGUUUCUCGUGCUCUGGGUGUCCCGUGUCGAGUGGUUACUAACUUUGGAUCCGCUCAUGACACAAACAGCAACCUACUGAUUGAGUUCCUGUAUGAUGAGGAUGGAAAUGAUAUAUCUGAUGAUUCAGUAUGGUGAGAAAAAUACAGUAAGCGGUACUGAAACAACAAUGCUCUAUAUGAUUGUGAAACAAUGUUACAAUGUACCUGUAUUAUACACUUUGUCUCAGGAACUUCCACGUGUGGGUAGAUAAUUGGAUGGCUCGUCCUGAUCUUGAAGCAGGCUAUGAUGGCUGGCAAGCAAGUGACCCCACACCACAAGAAAAGAGUGAAGGUGAGCCUGCAAAUGUUAAUACACUAAAGUUAUAGUGCAAGUCAGACACCACCGUGUGUAUGAAAAUGCUUCAUAGAUUAAGCUAGUAUUAUAAUCAUGGCCAAAGCAAGUAAUUUAAGGUCAGAUAUAAUGUGUAUACUUUAAAUUACUAGGAGCAAAGAGGAUUUCAUUCACACUCUAGGCACAGGCCUCAGAGUGUCUUAGAAUGCAAUCCUAUCUGUGUGAUCUGUCUAUUACUAGGUAUUAAUUCACUCAGCUGGGAGUAUCUAGGUCACUUGUAACACUAUCUACAUCAACUCAUUUAAUGCAAGGUGCAAUCAAUGAAGAUGCAUGGUAGUCUGAUGUAGGCCUAUCUUCAGAGAUAUCCAGAGACAAAUGUUGAAAUGGGAAAUGUUUUAUGAAGUGUUACUUUGUCUGGCAUGUACUCUCUCACAACCAUUUCAAUGAGAGGUAACAUGAUCACAUUUUAAGUUUGAAUUCAGUUGACAGCUUGUCAAGGAUGUAGUGCAGUACAACAACCCACUCCAUGUCCUUGGUUAUUCUCUCUGACAGGAGUGUUCUGCUGUGGCCCUGUCCCUCUGAAAGCCAUUAAAGAGGGAGAACUAACCCUGAAGUACGACGCCCCGUUUGUGUUUGCUGAGGUCAACGCUGACGUGGUGGAGUAUGUGAAGCUGACCAAUGGCAGGAUGGUAAAGAUGGGGGGAUCGUCCACGGAUGUGGGGCACUUUAUCAGCACCAAGGCUGUGGGCAGUGACGAGAGGCAUGACAUCACACACCUAUACAAGCACCCUGAAGGUAGGCCACGUCUGCAGGACACUAAAAUACCUGACUAGUCUUUGUAAAUCUGUGCUAGAGCUCGAUUAUAACUUCUGGUGGCUUUCAGGUUCUUUGCAGGAGAGAGAGGUCUAUGAGAGAGCCAAGCAUCACCAUGAGCUCCAGCAGAAAGGAGAGGAACCAGGCCUGAAGGUGAAGAUCAAGGUGUCCCCUGACAUGGACAUUGGGGCGGAUUUUGAUGUGUUUGCAGUCGUCACAAACAACACAGAGGCUGACAAGACGUGUCGUGUUAUGUUUUAUGCCCGGAUUGUGUCCUAUGAUGGCAAACCAGGUGCCAACUGUGGAUUCAUUGAAGACUUAACUAUGGAGGUUCCCACUGGAAAAGGUCAGGUCCCAUCUACAGUGUAAGCCAGAAACAUGGAAUGUAUGUUUUCCCUGACCCUGCUGUCUUCUUAUCUGUAGAGAAGCGCCUUCCCCUAAGAGUGGAGUAUGUUGACUAUGGUGACACCAUAACAUCAGAUAGGCUGAUUCAAUUGGUUCUCAUUGUCAUCGAAUCAAGUCCCAGGGAAUUCCACAAGGCAAAGAGGACCAUCGUGCUGGAGAGCCCAGAUAUAGCCAUCAAGGUAUUGACUACCGUAUUUUCUUUACCAAUUCUUUAUAGAAAUUGUGAUGUUAAAUCAUCAAAUCAUUCAGUGUUUCCUUUCCUCAGAUAAAGUUGAUUACUUUUAGUGUAAUAUUUAGGUGAAAAAUCUGUCGAUGUGCCCUUGAGCAAGGCACUUAACCCUAAUUGCUCCUGUAAGUCGCUCUGGAUAAGAGCGUCUGCUAAAUGACUAAAAUGUAAAUGUAUUCAGAGAGGGUAUAAUCAGCAUGUCUAAUAUGUUCUCCUGCAGCUCUUGGGAGAACCCAGAGUGAACCAGAAGCUGUCUGCAGAGAUCUCACUACAGAACCCUCUACCAGAACUCCUGCAGAACUGCUUCUUCAGUGUGAUGGGAGCCAGCCUCACAGAUGGAAAAAUCCUCAUACAGAAGUAUACAAACAGUGCUGACACACUGGAUCAGUUCAAUAUUAGCUUGAUAGCUUUUUUAGCCACUAGUCAGUAAACAAUCUCCAAAUAUGGAAGUACAGUAGAGUACGCUUGAUUGUAAACUCACUUCAAGGCCACAUAUCCUUCUCACAUUGGAAAAUACUAGAGCUCCGCUCAUAUACAGUGAGGGAAAAAAGUAUUUGAUCCCCUGCUGAUUUUGUACGUUUACCCACUGACAAAGACAUUAUCAGUCUAUAAUUUUAAUGGUAGGUUUAUUUGAACAGUGAGAGACAGAAUAACAAAACAAAAAAUCCAGAAAAACACAUGUCAAAAAUGUUAUAAAUUGAUUUGCAUUUUAAUGAGGGAAAUAAGUAUUUGACCCCUCUGCAAAACAUGACUUAGUACUUGGUGGCAAAACCCUUGUUGGCAAUCACAGAGGUCAGACGUUUCUUGUAGUUGGCCACCAGGUUUGCACACAUCUCAGGAGGGAUUUUGUCCCACUCCUCUUUGCAGAUCUUCUCCAAGUCAUUAAGGUUUUGAGGCUGACGUUUGGCAACUCAACCUUCAGCUCCCUCCACAGAUUUUCUAUGGGAUUAAGGUCUGGAGACUGGCUAGGCCACUCCAGGACCUUAAUGUGCUUCUUCUUGAGCCACUCCUUUGUUGCCUUGGCCGUGUGUUUUGGGUCAUUGUCAUGCUGGAAUACCCAUCCACAACCCAUUUUCAAUGCCCUGGCUGAUUUGAUGGUAUAUGGCCACGUCCAUCGUCCCUUUGAUGCGGUGAAGUUGUCCUGUCCCCUUAGCAGAAAAACACCCCCAAAGCAUAAUGUUUCCACCUCCAUGUUUGACGGUGGGGAGGGUGUUCUUGGGGUCAUAAGCAGCAUUCCUCCUCCUCCUCCAAACACAGCGACUUGAGUUGAUGCCAAAGAGCUCGAUUUUGGUCUCAUCUGACCACAACACUUUCACCCAGUUCUCCUCUGAAUCAUUCAGAUGUUCAUUGGCAAACUUCAGACGGGCAUGUAUAUGAGCUCUUUGGUCUUGGCCAUGGUGGAGAGUUUGGAAUCUGAUUGAUUGAUUGCGUCUGUGGACAGGUGUCUGUUAUACAGGUAACAAGCUGAGAUUAGGAGCACUCCCUUUAAGAGUGUGCUCCUAAUCUCAGCUCGUUACCUGUAUAAAAGACACCUGGGAGCCAGAAAUCUUUCUGAUUGAGAGGGGGUCAAAUACUUAUUUCCCUCAUUACAAUGCAAAUCAAUUUAUAAAAUUUUUGACAUGCGUUUUUCUGGAUUUUUUUGUUGUUAUUCUGUCUCUCACUGUUCAAAAAAACUUAGACUGAUCAUUUCUUUGUCAGCGGGCAAACGUACAAAAUCAGCAGGGGAUCAAAUACUUUUUUCCCUCACUGUAGCCUACCAGUCAAUUCUGCUCUCUGACUACAUGACUGUAUCCAUUCCCUCUUGUGACCUUGCUGUUCUCUCCAUUCUCCCUGGUGUUGGAAGUGUUGGUCCAAAACAGGAGGUCAAGUGCACAGUGGAAUUCACACCUACUAGCACCGGGUCCAGGACCCUAACAGUAGACUUCGACAGUGACAAGCUGAGCAACAUCAAGCAAUACUUGAACAUUGAGAUAGGAAUGAAUAAUAUAAUGGCCAAUGACACCAACACCAUUUCUUUUUAA